Messenger RNA from Aspergillus udagawae, 1053 nucleotides. RefSeq names its product thioesterase family protein. The record is from RefSeq and is a predicted model, not a curated record. The transcript is spliced from 2 exons. The coding region runs from base 1 to 1053 and encodes 350 amino acids. Lineage: Eukaryota; Fungi; Ascomycota; Eurotiomycetes; Eurotiales; Aspergillaceae.
AUGGCAGGGCCUUGCCAUUCAGUGGAGUUCGAAAAGGCAAUCAAUGUCACGCCGAUCGACUCACACACAUACUCGGCUUAUCUGGACCCUAAGUGGUGCAUCUUGAGCGGCAAGUUCAAUCUCCCAAGGCAAAUGGAUGCCACGGUGUACUUUCGAAAAACGAAGAGUAAUCGGUUCAAAACCACACCAGAACCCAUCGGAAUGCAGUUGUCGUUCCUCCGACGAACAGUCGUGGGGCCCGCGAUCUUGAGAGUACAGGAUAUCAAGAUAGGCGCACGGAUAAGUACGAUCCAUGUCACACUGUCUCAGCGACCGGACAGGCCUGGCACAGCAGCGGGUGACAAGGAUGACCUCGAAGUGAAGGUCGUCGGAUAUAUCACCGUCAGCCCCCCGGACAUGGAGGAGGGCCCGAUCUGCAAAGGCACCUGGGGGCUCUCCCCACCUCCGGUAUCCGGCUCUCUAGCAAAUGGCUCGGUCAAUCUAGCAGCGUUGGCAGCAAAUGGAACGGAUGGCGCGUGGAUGCGGUUGCCUCGUCCACCUCCUGUCUUGACCGCACCGCAGCAUCUAGAGAUCUACGCUCCACGCCCCCAAGGACCGAUGACGCUCGAAAGUCGGCAGAAGCAAGUUGUCGACCAGUGGGCGAGGUUCAUUCCUGGCGGGAAAACAGUAGCGCGCUGGUCUAACGAAGCGGUUAUGUUCUUGGCUGAUAUGUUUCCCGCGGCACUUGACCGCAUGGGUGCAAUGGAAACAAGCCGGCUUCUUGCCACGGAGGGGGUUCAGGGGAGCCAGCUUAAAGGAAACGCUGAGGAUAAGGGGACAUUUUGGUAUCCCACUGUGACAUUAAACAUUGAUCUGAAGACCAGGAUUCCUCCUGAAGGCGUGGAAUGGCUACAUUCGCGCGUAGUUACCAGGAUGCUUCGUGGUAGCCGCGCGGACUUGGAUGUAGUCAUUCUCGAUCCACAAGGCGAGCUGAUAGCUCAUAGCACGCAAGUGGCACUUGUGGUGAAUGCCUCUCGGAACACAAAAGGAAGGGCUAAUUCUGAGAAGUUAUAG